Molecule: messenger RNA, 1843 nt
Organism: Kogia breviceps (pygmy sperm whale)
Lineage: Eukaryota; Metazoa; Chordata; Mammalia; Artiodactyla; Physeteridae
Source: RefSeq, a predicted model, not a curated record
AUGCCUCGACUCCCCGGCCGCGCGGCGCUCCCCCUCUGCGUGGUGCUGCUGACCGCGCUGCUGGCCGCGGUGCGAGGGCUCCCCCUGCGGAAGCCGCGGGGCCCCGGCUGGAGCCACGUGAGGCUGGCGGAGGUCUCUGCCUCCCCAGACCCCAGCUCUCCUAGAGAAGAAGAGGAGACCCGUCUGCUCUCCAGAGCCCGCCUCCAGGCAGGGCUGCGCCGACACAGACGCUGGGCUCUCACUGAGCCAGCAGCCCUGACCCUGGACAAGACCUCCUUGCCAGGGACCCUAGAGGACGCUCCCUUGCUGCUGGAGCUGCAGAAGCUGCCUGGAUUGGCCAACACAGACUUGAGUGCCCCAAACCCCAAUAUCCAGGUGACCAUCGAAGUGGUGGAGGACCCCCAGGCUGAGGUGGAGAUGGACCUGCUGGCUGAGCCUAACAAUCACUGGUCCCAGGGUGCCCCCAGCUGGCUGCCUGCCAAGGAACUCUUCUGGCCCCUCUUCUGGGGCUACCUGGAGGGCGAGGAAGGGAGGCCCCGUGUCAAGGGCAGAGCCCCAGGGGAAGAGGAGGAGGAGGAAGAGGAGGAUUACCCUCCAGAGUACAGUGAGAGUGAGGACCAAGAGGACAGCGAUGAGCAAGACAGUGGUGAUGCCCAGGAGCACGGGUUCAGCGGGGCCGCAGGAGGCUGGGAGCGGGGCUGGCUGUCCCCCGGGGACUGGGCCUUCAAGGAGCCUCAUAGCUACGGGGCGUCCUGGCCCGGGCCGUAUCCUCCCGAGGAAGGGGUGCCUUCUGCUAAUUCACACCAAGGCACCCCGUGGGCUCUGCUCCCUCACCCCUGGCUCCCUGCCUUGACGCAGACUGAGCUUCAAGAGGAAUGGAGCCCCUGGUCUCCCUGCUGUGGGAGCUGAGGCAGCCAGCAGAGGACUCGGCCCCGUGGCUACGCCUGCACUGCCACCGAGUCAGCCUGCGACCUGCCCCCCUGUCCUGGCGCUGAGGACAAGGACCCCUUGGGCUUCCCCAGUGAGGGGUGGCGGCCCCUGGCCCACAAUGCUACGGACAUGCUCAGCCCAGAUGUGGACAGCUGUGAGAAGUGGCUGAACUGCAAGAGUGACUUCCUAGCCAAGUACCUGAGCCAGGUGCUGCGGGACCUGCCCAGCUGCCCGUGUGCGUACCCACUGGAGGCUGUGUCCAGCGCCGUGAGCCUUCAGGACGAGCACCAGGGCCGCAGCUUCCGGUGGAGGGACGCCAGCGGCCCACGCGAGCGCCUGGACGUGUACCAGCCCACGGCCCGCUUCUGCCUGCGUUCUCUGCUGUCCGGGGAGAGCAGCACGCUGGCCGCCCAGCACUGCUGCUACGACGCGGGCAGCCGGCUGCUGACCCGAGGCAAGGGCGCCGGCGCGCCCGACCUCGUCAGCACCGACUUCUCGCCCGAGCUGCACUUCAAGGUGGACACGCUGCCCUGGAUCCUGUGUAAGGGGGACUGGAGCCGCUACCACGCCGUGCGGCCCCCGAACAAUGGCCGGGCCUGCACAGACAACCCCCCCGAGGAGGAAUACCUGGCGCAGUUGCAGGAGGCCAAGGAGUUCUAAUGAGGGCUGCUGGGCUGGAGAACUUUCCUCGCGGGCCGCUCCCCCUGCCUGGCCCAGACCUGGUGAGGCCAGUCUGGUGCCUCGAGCCCUCUGCCUCUGAACCUGAGGCGGGGAGGUCAGCGCCCCAAGGUGUCGGUGUGGGGUUGGGGAGAAGGUUGAAGCGUGUAUAAGGCCCAGGGUGAGAGGAGGGAGCUCAGCUCCCAAGGCCCCCAGGGCUGCCCCGAGAUGCGUAUCCGGGGCGGCCUUACCUCUU